Racocetra fulgida is the source of this 278-nucleotide messenger RNA. NCBI's taxonomy places the organism in Eukaryota, Fungi, Glomeromycota, Glomeromycetes, Diversisporales, Gigasporaceae. The record is from the annotation of a GenBank genome assembly.
AAUAUGGAAACCUCGAAAAAUGUAUAGUUUUUACUCAAAAUGCACCUGAUAAAUUUUCGAGCGGAACUUUUCUCUUUGAUAAAAAAUUGAAUGAUGUCACGGAAAAAUAUGACCAAAAUCGUGCGAAAAAGGAGUUUGACCAAGAAUUUAAAGAACGUGAACAAAAAUUGAUAAAGGAAUAUAGGAUUAUGAUGGAAGAGGCUUUGAGAGGCCCUUCCGUUUUCGAUACGUCUUCUAACAUAACUUCUGGGAGUAGUAGUAAACAUGAUGAUCGAUAG